UUGUUAUUGUUGAAGGGAUACAUUUAGCUGUUACUGUUAGAUUUAGUGUUUGCUCUUAGCUCGAAGUAGCUUUUUCGAACAGUGUUGUCCUGCUAGAUAUAAUGGUAUGUCGAUUUAUCGAUCAUUGGUCGUGCAUGUUAAUGAUUGGACUAUGUUUGCGGUUUGUGGAGGGAAAAGUGGUACAUCAUCAUCAACCUUACCAUUCGAAACCAUUAGUGCAUGGUAAUGACAUUAGGUUGAUAUCACUUAAUGACGGUGAAUACCAACCAGCUGCCGGCGAAAUACUCGCAAAAGAUUCAAUUUUAUAUUCACAAAAGCCUGAAACGCGACUAUUACGACGGCAAUUGUGGCCUAUCAUGCAGGAGACAAUGGAUACGUUGGUGGAUAGUGUAUCUGUAGGGGCAAAUUUAUUCAAAAAUAUGCUGGUAACGAAUUCUCAUCCGAUGGCAACGAAAAUUCGUAAUAUCAAAAAUGCCUACAUAUCGUCGUCGACGGUACCGCAUAAGAAAUUGACUAAAUUUCCAGCAGCGAAAAAGGUGAAAAAGAUGAAAAAGCUUCCAGAAUCGCACCGAACGAGAACGGUAUCGGAAGACUAUGUUCACACGUAUCACGACGAAACUUAUACCGUUCCGACAUAUGUCACCAAAUCGUCGUCAAAGAAUCCGUAUUUGGAAAUGGGAUUGAAAGAUUAUAAACAUUUCGAGGAGACAGUCUUGAGAGAGUUGGAGGAAAAGGAAGAAAAGAAAGUGGAAGCGACGAUGGGUUCACUGUUGCACAAGAAAGCGAAAAAUAUGGAGGAAGAUUUAGUGCAGGGUGUUCCAGCUGACGGCUGGAGACCGGUAAUACCAAAACAUGAUGUCCAUGAGCAGACCAAUAAACCAAAAGAAGUGGGAAAACUUCAUACGAAUUUCGUAUCGUCGGGUCAUGACGUGAUCGAUGGAUCAAUGUCACAAUUACACGAAUCCGUCAUUGAACAGCCUAUGACGAAUGGUGCUGGUAAAUUGAGAAGACGCAAGCCAAACCAAAAUCGUUCCACAACGUCGACAACAACUGUUUCACCACCCAAACCAUUUACUCGUAGAGUUCCGACCCAAGAUGCACCCAAUUAUCCGUCGCAUUUUCUUAACAAACAAAGGGAUGUGAACAAAGAGAAUCAGAAUAGUCCGGACCUGUCGCAAGAGCUGAGUUACAUUAAGCGAAUGAAGUUCUAUCGCGAACAAAUGGAAGGUCUAACAACGUCGACAACGAGUCGUCCGCCGAACGCAAAAGAUUCUUUGGUAAUCGACGCAAGUGAAGAAAAGUUUGUGUUCAUUACGCCUCUGCCAAAAUUGUCUACUGAUCGAAAAGUACAACGACAGAAAACUAAAAUGUAUGUCCCGUCCGUUGAUGGGACGAAUUCGGGAACCAAGAACAGAGGGAGCAUAAAAUUCAGCGAUAGCCUGUCGUAUGAAUGAAUUACAAUAGUUUAGCAUCUAAGACUGACAAAUCGACGCAAAUCCCACAAUGAUAAAUUAUUUUGUAGUUUUAACGGUAGAAUUAGCAAUAAAGACGUAGAUACACUUAGGCCCGCGGCUAGAAGAUUAAUAACUCAUUUCUACAGUGACGUAUUUAUACCUAAAAAAACAUGAAAUAAAAAGAGGGUGGGAGGCUCUUGGAAGUUAAAAAAAAGUUCGAAAAAAACACGAAACGAAAAAAUCGAUUCGCCAUACCAUUUUCCAAAAACAUAAACAAAGAGACAGUUCGAAUGAGAAAAAUUCUAUUUGCUCCCCAUGGGAAAUGUCAUUCUACCAGUCGUCAAGAAAGCACAAUUUUCUCAUUGCCUAUUGAGGGGAGAAAACAAGGCAAAACACAACGCGUGCAUGAAAAUGUCUUUUUAGGCUUAAAUCCAUCAUUGUAGAAAUGAUUUAGUACUCAGAGAUCUUCUAGCUACGGCCCUGGAUGGAGUGUUGCUGGGUCUAACAUUUAAAAAAAUGUUUUGGUUUUGCUCAUAAAAGACGUCCGGGCGAUUUUCGAUUAUUUCGUCUUCCCUAAGACCGGUCGUUUAUCUAGAGUAUCUACACUUCAGAUGGCAUAACUCAAACGUUAAUCUAGUUCCAUAGAAUAUUAUUUAAAAGGAAUUGAGUGUAACCUAGAUACGAAACUGUAAUAAUUCCUAGAAUAAAAUCGUCUGAAAAAAACGCUACGAAACAGGUUCAAUUAUUUAAAUAAA
This is a messenger RNA of Bradysia coprophila, 2209 nucleotides long. RefSeq lists its product as uncharacterized. The record is from RefSeq and is a predicted model, not a curated record. Lineage: Eukaryota; Metazoa; Arthropoda; Insecta; Diptera; Sciaridae.